AUGCUCGAGGAAAGAGAUUUCCCAGAAAUUCCUGGCGAGCUGAUGCCAGACAGUAUAGCCCAUGAAGUUAAACAACAAGUUGCAAGGCUAUUGAACAGAAGAAGAUUGGAGUUUCCGGGAUCACAGCCAGUGAGUUUUGAAGCUAAACAUAUCAGAGAGAACUUGGAAGGAAGAGAUUAUUUCGUUUGUGAGAAAUCCGAUGGUUUACGUUGUUUGAUGCUGUGUAUUUUGGAUCCUAACGGAGAAGAGGCUGUCUUUUUAAUAACGAGAGAGAACCAAUAUUUUAGAAUACCUCAUCUUCAUUUCCCAUUGCCCGAAGAUGAAAAUAGUUGUCAUAAUGGUACUAUCAUUGAUGGUGAGUUGGUGCUUUCGAAAAGGCCUACUGAUGGCGUAAAAGAAUUGAGAUAUUUGAUGUUUGAUUGUUUAACUCUGAAUGGGAAAAAUAUUGUUACAAGGCCUCUGGACAAAAGAUUGGGUUAUCUUUCUGAACAGUUCUAUAAACCAUAUUUCAAGUUAAGAGAACAUCACCCAAAAGAAUGUGAAGAUUUUCCAUUUAAGUUGUCUUUAAAAAAUAUGCAUUUUUCUUACAAGAUACCGAAAGUUUUUGAGAAUCUAAAGUAUUUGGGCCAUAUAUCGGAUGGUUUAAUCUUUACAUGUCGUGAAACACCAUAUGUAUUUGGAACUGAUCCAACAUUAUUGAAAUGGAAACCAAGUGAAGAAAAUACAAUUGAUUUCAAACUUCAUUUGAAUAUACCCUUAUAUACAGAUUUAGAUUUGGAUGAAAGGGACCCAUAUCGUUCAUAUCCAAAUUAUGAUGUCAAACCAGGAUUUGAAUUACUAGUUUGGGAUGGUAAGGACCAAUACUCAAACUUUUCAGAGCUUGCAAUUGGUGAUGAAGAAUGGGAAAAAUUGAAAAGUCUUGAAGAACCACUAGAGGAAAGAAUUGUUGAAUGUCAUAAAGAUAAAGAGGAUAACUGGAGACUUCUAAGGUUUAGAGAUGAUAAAGCCAAUGGGAAUCACGCUACUGUUGUUCAAAGGGUGUUGGAAAGUAUAAGAGAUGGUGUCACAAAAGAAGAUCUCAUAAAAGAAUCACCAACAAUAGAGCGUUCUUGGAAGCAAAGAGAAUUGAAUAGAAAAUCAAGACAUCAACAAUUUCAACAACAUCAAUCUCCACACACUCAACAACAACCUUCGCAGCAUAUACCUAAUGGGGCACCUCCAUCCAAAAAGAGACCUCAAGAAGAUGAUGAGUUAUUACCAACGUAUGAAGAAGAAGAUGAUGACUCCGAGGAUAAUGAAGAACAUGAAUCAAAGAAGCCAAGAACUGAAUAA
Molecule: messenger RNA, 1332 nt
Organism: Hansenula anomala
Lineage: Eukaryota; Fungi; Ascomycota; Saccharomycetes; Phaffomycetales; Wickerhamomycetaceae
Gene: CEG1
Product: mRNA guanylyltransferase
Exons: 1
Coding region: 1-1332 (443 amino acids)
Biological process (GO): 7-methylguanosine mRNA capping
Cellular component (GO): mRNA capping enzyme complex
Molecular function (GO): mRNA guanylyltransferase activity; ATP binding
Source: RefSeq, a predicted model, not a curated record